Adineta ricciae is the source of this 312-nucleotide messenger RNA. The record is from the annotation of a GenBank genome assembly. NCBI's taxonomy places the organism in Eukaryota, Metazoa, Rotifera, Eurotatoria, Adinetida, Adinetidae.
AUGAUGUUACUUUGUUUCUCUAUUCAAUAUCAUAUACUUGGACUCGGCCCCAUUCCAUAUAUAUAUCCAAACGAAGUAUUUACAAUUGAUAUGCGACCAGCGGCUCUAUCAAUAUCAAUAUUUGCUAGUUGGUUAUGUAAUACAAUCAUCAAUGUAUUAUUUCCAUUGUUAAAAUCAGUGUUGGCUGGAUAUACUUUUCUUAUUUUUUGCCUUUUCUGUACAAUAGCUUUUGCUCUUCUUUGGUUUAAAAUGCCUGAGACAAAACGUAAGAAGUUAUCCGAAAUCGAAGCCUAUUGGGCUUACAUUAAUUGA